This is a messenger RNA of Drosophila ananassae, 678 nucleotides long. RefSeq lists its product as uncharacterized. The record is from RefSeq and is a predicted model, not a curated record. The coding region runs from base 483 to 593 and encodes 36 amino acids. The transcript is spliced from 2 exons. NCBI's taxonomy places the organism in Eukaryota, Metazoa, Arthropoda, Insecta, Diptera, Drosophilidae.
UUCUCUUAAAAGUGCCGUGCCACUGGCCGAGUCCGUUCAGUCGAUUUCUGUCGGCCGUGCCGCCCACACGCAGUUCGCUUUGCAGCCAGCAGUUUUUAGCCAACUUGCUUCAGAACCAGCCAGCUUCUACAGUCGAAUCGCGUCAUUAAUCGCAUCGUGUGCUAGGCCCCCAAAGAAUUUGAUUUCCCAGCAACGCGCGCACUUUUCCGGAUAGCUCUGAUUACGGCUUUGUGUUUCCGCUUUAUCGCUUCGACUCGGAUACCGCUCCGGUGCUUUUAGUUUUGAAUAUUUACUUUUGCUUAAGCCCCUCGUUUUCGGUGUCAAAAGGCUACUCCCAGUCCCCGGCGAUAAGCGAACAUUGUGCGACACAAGAGUGAAUUACAAAUCAAUUGAAAGAUAGCCCUGUCUGGCAGCAAGACAUAGAGUCGCAGUUGAAAAGUGAAUCAGUAGUUCGCCCAAAAACUUUAUAAAAAAAAACCCGCAUGAGUAACAGCGCCAUGGUGGCCGUGGCCAUUUGCUGCAUCCUCGUCCUGCUGGCCGUCUUCAUUGUGAUCAUCAUUGUGGUGGGCCAGACGAUCGAGGAGCCCAAGUGAGACAUGCUCCAGCUGGGACCUGGCAACUUCCCAGAUGGAUAACAGAGGCCUCAAAAUUGUUAGUUGCCGCCACCCCCAAUCCCAA